GAGGAGGGGGAGGAGCCUCCGCGCCCACUGACUGCACCGAGCUCCGGCUGUGUCUCUCCGCCCGCUCCCCCCCGUCUCCUCCGCGGCUCUGACCGGCAGCUUCACCCGGACUAACCGGCUGACAUUCUCCCCCGUCCGGUGUUUAACCCUUCCGCCGCCGAACCGGGACACUUUUAUUGAAAAUGGGUCUGACGAUCUCGUCCCUGUUCUCCAGGUUCUUCGGGAAGAAGCAGAUGAGGAUACUGAUGGUCGGUUUGGACGCAGCUGGAAAAACAACCAUCCUGUACAAACUGAAGCUGGGAGAGAUCGUCACCACCAUCCCAACUAUCGGUUUCAAUGUGGAGACGGUCGAGUACAAGAACAUCUGUUUCACAGUUUGGGACGUCGGUGGUCAGGACAAGAUCCGACCUCUGUGGAGACACUACUUCCAGAACACACAGGGUCUGAUCUUCGUGGUCGACAGUAACGACAGAGAGCGAGUAGCAGAGUCCGCUGAGGAACUCGCCAAGAUGAUCCAGGAGGACGAGCUGAAGGAGGCAGUUAUUCUGGUGUUUGCUAACAAACAGGAUCUUCCCAACGCAAUGGGAGUCAGUGAACUCACCGACAAACUGGGUCUGCACAGCCUGCGCAGCAGAACUUGGCACGUCCAGGCCACCUGUGCCACUCAGGGUAACGGUCUGUACGAGGGUCUGGACUGGCUCUCCAGUGAGCUGUCGAAACGUUAGAUCACCUGACAGGAAGCAGCUGACCGAUGUCAUCAAACUGACGAAGAGGAGGAGGAAGAGGAAGAGGAGGAAGAAUAUGAAAGGACUGUUUUUUUUUUUUUUUCUUUUUAAAUUAUAAAUAUGUCUGUCUGUCUGUCUGUAGGAGGAAGUGAUGUCAUGGACUCUGAGCUCACUUUUAUUUCCCAUCAUCCUCCUCUUCUUCCUUGUUUUUGUUUUGUUUUAAUCCGCAUGUUUUAACUCCGAAUCAUGUGACAGGAUGUUAUGGAAGAGGAGGGGCGGGGUCAACUACAGGUGACUGUACCUGUGGUGGGGGGGGGGGCGGGGUUUGGGGUUUGGAAGGUGAGUUACCUGAACGUGUGAUGACCCAUUCCACAGAGCCGUACCUGAAGGCGUCGUCAUUCCUUAACAAUGUGAAGAAGAAGAGACGAUGAUGCAAUAAAGGGUUUUUUUUUUCUUCUCA
Dicentrarchus labrax (European seabass) is the source of this 1185-nucleotide messenger RNA. RefSeq names its product ADP-ribosylation factor 4. Lineage: Eukaryota; Metazoa; Chordata; Actinopteri; Moronidae. Gene Ontology annotation, biological process: vesicle-mediated transport; intracellular protein transport. The transcript has 6 exons. Gene Ontology annotation, cellular component: plasma membrane; cytoplasm. Gene Ontology annotation, molecular function: GTPase activity; GTP binding. The record is from RefSeq and is a predicted model, not a curated record. Bases 183 to 725 code for a protein of 180 amino acids.